Molecule: messenger RNA, 11983 nt
Organism: Pezoporus flaviventris
Lineage: Eukaryota; Metazoa; Chordata; Aves; Psittaciformes; Psittacidae
Gene: SPEG
Product: striated muscle enriched protein kinase
Exons: 41
Coding region: 505-10938 (3477 amino acids)
Biological process (GO): muscle cell differentiation; protein phosphorylation
Molecular function (GO): protein kinase activity; protein binding; ATP binding
Source: RefSeq, a predicted model, not a curated record
GCAGCUGCCACUUCGAAGAGGGGGCAGAGGGAGAGCAGCUCGCCGAGGGCCGUGCAGGACGGGACAGGACGGGUGAGGAGGGGGGACGCCAGGGCCCCAGUGCUGGGACGGCUCAUCGAGCAGCCGACACCCGUGGGACUCGCACUCAGGCCGGUAGAGAAGCAGGUGCCGAGGGGCCGGGCAAGCUGGGGGUCGCAGCGGAGCAUGGGGUGUGGGUGCCACACAGCACCGGGCACUUGGUGAGCUGCGGCUCAGCCACCAGCAACCCGAGCCCCCACCUAAAAAUAGCCCCUCGCUUGCCCACGGAGUUGCGACCUUCGGGGCUGCAACUGGUGGGGUGGAGGCAGUGAACCGGACAGCACCUGCACUGGGGGGCUGCUUGUGCCCAGGCACCCCUGGCACGCACCCAGCACCCCUGGGCUGCAGGCAGGGCAAGAAAAGGGGCACGGUGCUGCCGGCUCAGGGCAGCAGGGGUGGCAGGUGAGGGCAGGGGAGCUGCAGAUCAUGCACCGAGCACAGGGACGUGGUGGCACCAGUAGGGCCAGUGGGGAUCCCCGGGCGGCCCCGCCGAGCCCCGGCAUCCCCCCGAAGCGCGCCAAGGUCACGACAGAGGUGGGGGCAGCUGAGGAGGGCCCGACUCGCUUGGCGGCACCAUAUUUUGUGCGGAAGCUGAAGAAUGCUGCGAUUGGCACUGGCUGCGACAUCCGGCUGCGGGUGGUGGUGGUGGGCAACCCCCGGCCCAGCCUCCGCUGGUACCGGAACGAGGAGAUUUUGGCCCCAAGCGAGGAGGAGUAUGGAACCCUUUGGAUCCGGGACAGCAAGAAGGAGGAUGCCGGAGUGUACACCUGCAUUGCCAAGAAUGAGCGGGGAGAGGCCAUGACCAGUGCUGUGCUUGCCAUCAUUGACAUGGAAGACUCGGAGACAGGCGAGGAUGAGCCCAGUGACCCCCAGGUGACGCAGCGCAGUGAGCUCCAGGAUGAGACGGCCUUCAGCACCCCCACGGGUGGGUCUGACACCCUUGUGGACGCCUCCAUGAACACAACUCCGACCUCUGUGCUGGCCCUGUCACAGGCAGAGGAGCGCUCAAGCUGGUCGGGCAGCCAGCAGACGGUGCUAGAGAAGGAGACGGAAGCCAGCCUCUCUGCACGGGGACCCUAUCUCCGCCCCGCUGCCUGGCCACAGCCGCAGGGAACCCCAAGGCAAGCAAACGCGCCGGCCCCAUGCAGCGCCGAGGUCCGGCACCUGGGCGUGGAGCCGCUGGUGCGGGCAUCACGGGCUAAUCUUUUGGGCACGAGCUGGGGGUCGGAGGAUAGCCUUUCGGUGGCCAGCGACCCCUACGGCAGCGCCUUCAGCCUGUACCGAGGACGGGCGCUCUCGCUCCACGUCAGCAUCCCCCAGGGAGGCUAUCGAAGAGAUGAUCCCCACAGCGGCUCUGUCUCUCCAAAGCCCGGUGCCGAGGCCCCAAGGUCCCCCGCUGCCCUGCCGCUGAUUGCCAAGCCACCCAUCAUCCGCUCGCCAUCUCCCCACGGUGGUCUGUGCCUGCCAUCACCCACUGGUGCCACGUCCCAGCCUGCUGCUCGUGGCCCUGGCGUCCCUUCCUCCACACCCGUCACCCCCCGCAAGAAGUCCUUGGUGCCGGCUGACUACCAGGACACUGUCCCUGAGGAGUAUGAAGAGAAGAUCAAGAAGCCCAAGUCCUCGGGGUACUCACAGGGCAGCACGCAAGAGUCCCGUCCCCAGACACCCAUGAGCGACACCUCUGGACGCAUCUCCAUCCGGGCAUCCCCCAAGCUGGUGCGUGCCGGCUCCAAGAUUUUCGAGAGGCUGCAGUACUUUGAGGAGCGGCAGAGGAGCCUGGAGCGGUCGGACAGCCCCUGCCCCAUGCCCUUGCGCAAGACACGUUCCUUCGACCAGCCAGGCACCAGCUUGCGCCGUCCCAGCACGCUCGGUGGCUCGCGGGAGGAUGUGCAGGAAGGCAGCCACUGGGAGCCAGGCAGCACGGCAGCAUGUCGGCGUUUGGCCUUCCGGCAGAAAGCCGCAUCCUUUGACGAGCGCGGCAAGUUUGCCAGCCGUGUCUACGCCAUUGAGCACAAGUUUGCGGAGGAGUUGACCCGCAUCAAGCGGACGGUCUCCAAGCAGCAGCUGCGGCGCUCCCAGGAACUGUGCAAAGCCGGGCUGCCCCCAGCACCCUCACCCCCAGCGGCCAGCGAGCCUGCUGCCCCCCGCGUGCCCCGCACCCCCUCCUCACAGGGCGGCGGUGGGCGCAAGGCACUGCCAACAAAGACCUCGCCAUCGGAGAGCACACAUGUCAUCCAACACCUGGCACUUUCCAGUGUGGCACUGGUGGGACCUGAUGGGGAGCCAGACCCGGGAGGGCAGCGUGGGAGGAAAGCCCCAGCACGGGGUGGUCCAGUGACCGGUCAGCCUGCUGAGGUGGAGGAUGCAGGCACCAGAAAGGGUCUGCAGCAAGAAGGCACUGGGGAAGUGAAGAAGAAGGAGCAGUGGCUGUUAGCACAAGCCACCCCACGGGUACGGGCGCCCCUGUCACAGGCGGGUCCCGCUGAAGGCAGCCCGUGUCUGGACGGGAGCCCUGCCAGUGGAGCCCGUGCCCAUGGGGCAGUGAGUGAAGCCCUGGCUGCCCGGCUGGCUGUGCCCCACGGACUGUACCGGCGGCCAGAGGCACCCAUGGAGGUGCGGUUCCUGCCCUGGGCGAAGCCGGGAAUGGAACAGGAGGCUCACCUGGAGAGGAGCUGGACAGGGCAGCACAGCACGGGCAGGGAGGUGGAGAGAAGGCAGAUGAAAGUGUCAGAGAAGAAAGAGAGUGGCCGGAUGGCUCAAGAAGGCAGGAGCACACGGAGCAAGGGGAAGGGGCGCCGAGCCAGGCCCACCUCUCCAGAGCUAGAGUCCUCUGAUGACUCCUAUGUUUCUGCGGGUGAAGACCCCCUGGAAGCCCCCAUCUUUGAGAUCCCCAUCCAGGACAUGGCGGUGACUGUGGGGGCAGAGGUGCUACUCAAGUGCAUUGUUACUGCCAAUCCCCAGCCAGAAGUGUCCUGGAGGAAGGACGGGGUCCCGCUGCGGAGCACCACGACGCGACCCAUCAAGGCAGAGGGCGAGCGCCAUACCCUGCUCGUCCGAAGCGCCCGGGUAGCCGACGCUGGCCUCUACACCGUCAGCGCGUCCAACGAGGUGGGAGCGACCUGCUGCAGUGCCAUUCUCAGCGUGCGGCCAGCCCCCGCCGUGGAGCGGCAUGGGAACUUGCCUUCGCCCCUCGGCCAGGCCAGCCCCAUCACCUCUGAUGAGGAGUACCUGAGCCCCCUGGAAGAGUUCCCUGAGUCCGGCACCCCUCAGCACCGACCAGCCAUGAAGCUGCAGCCUAGAGCAGAGCAUGGGGCUGCCCAUGGCUCCCCACAGAGCACUUUCAAGGCUGCACCCACCUUUGAGGUGUCCCUGUCGGACCAGUCAGUGCUGGAGGGGCAGGAUGUCAGCAUGAGCGUCCGCGUCCGUGGGGAGCCCAAGCCCAUCAUUUACUGGCUGAGGAACCGGCAGCCAGUGAAGUACGGCCGUCGACACCAUGCGGAGGAAGCGGAGGGGGUGCGGGGCCUCUUCACACUGCACAUCCUGGCGGCAGAGCACAGUGACACCGGUUUCUACACCUGCAAGGCCGUCAAUGAGUAUGGCACCAAGCAGUGUGAGGCUAAGCUGGAAGUCAGAGCUCGCCCCGAGUGCCAGUCCCUGGCCAUCGUGGUUCCCCUGCAGGACUUGGUGGUCGGGGCGGGGGAGCUGGCACUCUUUGAGUGCAUGGUGGCUGGCCCGCCAGACAUGGACGUGGACUGGCUGUCGCGGGGCCGGCUGCUCCAGCCCGCCCUGCUCAAAUGCAAGAUGCAUUUUGACGGGCGCAAGUGCAAGCUGCUGCUCACCUCCGUGCACGAGGACGACAGCGGGAUCUACACCUGCAAGCUCAGCACUGCCAAAGAUGAGCUGACCUGCAGCGCCCGGCUGACGGUACAGCCCUCUGUGCAGCCACUCUUCACCCGCAAGCUGGAGGAUGUAGACGUGGUAGAAGGGCGGACAGCACGGUUUGACUGCAUGAUCAGUGGGACUCCCACCCCGACAGUCACCUGGACUCAUUUUGGCCAGCCAGUGCAGGAAGGGGAGAAUGUGCGGAUUCAGCGGGAUGGAGGGCUGCAUUCGCUGGUCAUCGUGCAUGUGGGCAGUGAGGAUGAAGGGCAGUAUGUGGUAACUGCCACGAAUGCCCAUGGCCAUGUGGAGUGUUCUGCUGAGCUCUACGUGGAGGAGCCACGGCCAUCUGCUGCCUCCCAGAUCUCCAAGUUGGAGAAGAUGCCAUCAAUCCCAGAGGAGCCAGAGCAGGUGGAGAUGGAGACGGAGUGCUUCACCAUGCCUGAUUUUCUGAAGCCGCUGCACAACUUAGAUGUGGUGGAGUCCAAAGAGGCUGUACUGGAGUGCCAGGUGGCUGGGCUGCCUUACCCCUCCAUCACCUGGUUCCACAAUGGCUCCCGCAUCGACAGCACUGAUGACCGCAAGAUGAUGCAGUAUAAGGAUAUCCAUCGCCUGGUGUUCACAUCCGUCAGCCACGCGCAUGCAGGUGUCUAUAAAAGCGUCAUUGCCAACAAAGUGGGGAAGGCCACAUGCUACGCGCACCUCUAUGUCACCGAUGUGGUGCCAACCCCUCCGGAUGGUCCCCCCAAUGUGGCCUUGGUGACCGGCAGAGCCAUCACGCUGACCUGGAACAAGCCCAAGUGGCUGGACACUGCCAUAGACCCCAAGUCAGUGACCUACACAGUGCAAAUGCAAGUGCUGGGCACGACACAGUGGCUGGUGCUGGUGGCCAGUGUGCAAGGCACCACCUACACGGUGCAUGGGCUGACCAAGGGUGCCCAGUACCUCUUCCGUGUCAUCACUGCCACCCCCAAGACCAACAGCAAGCCGUCCCCACCUGUAGGGCCUGUGCAGCUCCUGGACCGGGGUCCCUACCUGGAGGAAGCCCCCGUCAUCCUGGACAAGCCAGAUGUGGUGUACGUGGUGGAGGGCCAGACAGCCUCCAUCACCAUCACCAUCAACCACGUGGAGGCCACUGUCACCUGGAAGAGGGGUGGGCAGGUGCUGGGGGAGCUGGAGGGCAUGUGCGAGGUGACGAUGCCAGACGACGACCAGCACUGCCUGCGGCUGCUGUGUGUGGGCCAAGGGGCUGCAGGGCCACUGACCUGCGAGGUGAGCAACCGCCAUGGCACUGCCCGCUGCACCCUACGCCUCUGCCUCGCAGAGGCACCCCGCUUUGAGUCCAUCAUGGAGGACAUCGAUGCCCAGGAAGGGGAGACACCGCGCUUUGCCGUGGUGGUGGAGGGGAAACCACUGCCAGACAUCAUGUGGUACAAGGAUGGGGAGCUGCUGGAGGAGAGCAGCCACCUGAGCUUCGUGUACGAGGACAACGAGUGCUCCCUGGUGGUGCUGGGCGCUGCCGAGCCUGACAGCGGCGUCUACACCUGCACAGCCAAGAACCUGGCUGGGGAGGUGUCUUGCAAGGCGGAGCUGGUGGUGCGGGCAGCCCAGCCCGCUGCAGAUGCCAGCAUGGAGGACGAGGCGCUGCACAAGGCCCGACGCCUGACUGACUACUAUGAUGUGCAUGAGGAGAUCGGGAGGGGGGCCUUCUCCUACCUGCGAAGGGUGACAGAGAAGAGCAGCCAUCUGGACUUUGCCGCCAAGUUUGUCCCUGGGAGGACCAAGGCCAAGCAGUCAGCACGGCGGGAGCUGCACAUCCUCUCACAGCUGGAUCACGAGCGCAUCGUCUUCUUUCAUGAUGCCUUCGAGAAGAAGAGCGCUGUCAUCAUGGUCAUGGAGCUUUGUGCUGAGGAGGAGCUGCUGGACAGGAUGGUGAGGAAGCCCUCAGUGUGUGAGUCUGAGGUCCGGUCCUACAUGCGGCAGAUCCUGGAGGGGCUCUGCUACCUGCACCAGCACAUGGUCCUGCACCUGGACAUCAAACCAGAAAACCUCCUGAUGGCGGAUUCGAGCAGCGAGCAGGUCCGGAUCUGUGACUUUGGCAAUGCGCAGGAGCUAACACCCAAGGAGCCACAGUACUGCAAAUACGGCACCCCCGAGUUCGUGGGCCCUGAGAUCGUCAACCAGAGCCCUGUCUCCAGUGUCACUGAUGUCUGGCCCGUGGGGGUCAUCGCCUACCUCUGCCUAACGGGGAUCUCCCCCUUCGUGGGGGAGAAUGAUAAGACAACACUGAUGAACAUCCGCAACUACAACGUGGCCUUUGAGGAGAGGAUGUUUCAGGGGCUCACCCGGGAAGCAAAGGGAUUUGUCAUCAAAGUGCUGGUCAAUGACAGGCUGAGGCCCAAUGCGGAGCAGACCCUGGAGCAUCCCUGGUUCAAGACGCUGGCCAAGGGGAAGGUCAUCAGCACCGAUCACCUGAAGCUCUUCCUCUCACGCAGGAAAUGGCAGCGCUCGCAGAUCAGCUACAAGUGCAACAUGGUGCUGCGGCCUAUCCCGGAGCUGCUGGAGGACACGUCCAACCACCUCUCCAUCGCUGUGCCCCGGCACCUCAAAGAGUCACCAGCACUGUCAUCCUCCUCAGACUCGGAUGACCUGGAUGAGCUGCCCUUCAUCCCCAUGCCACACCAGGUGGAGUUCUCUGGCUCCCGCAUGUCGCUCAAUGAGAUCCCCACGGACGAUGAGGCCAUCGGGACAUCUGAGGGGACAUGGCAGGAGGGGGUCGUGCCGGGGGACAUCUCUGCAAUGGAGUGGCAGAGCCAGGGCACGGGGAAGCCUGCAGUGGGCCUGGGGAAGCGACCAAGGGGCACUGUGCCACGGCGGCCAAGCGCAGAAGCGGAGGCACCUGGCUCCUCUGACGAAGAAGCCCCCGAAGCCCAGAAGCGGCCAGAGUACCCCCGCAAAGCCAUGAGGAAGGGCUCCAGCCUGGAGUCCCCGGGGAGCACCCGGCGGGGAGAGCUGAAGAGGGGCGGCUCGGCUGACAGCGCCCUGCUGCCGGGGACCACGGAGAGGGCCGAGGCAGGCCGGGAGCCGCGCCGGCCCCUGGCCAAGGCGGCCUCCAUGGAGCUGCCGCGGCGAAAGGGGACCUUUGGGGAGGACGAUCAUGCCCAGCGCCUGGAGCUGAUGCGCCAGCGGCUGCUGCGGAGCGGCCCCGGGGACGGCAAGGUCAGCGGCCUGCGGGGCCCCCUCCUGGAGAGCCUGGGGGUCGGCCCUGGCAAGAAGGUCCCGAGGCCGACCCGGUUGGAGCCGCCGGCACCAGCGGUGCCACGGCUGGUGCGGGCAGCGUCCAGCGAGGCCACCUCGCCGCGCCUCCUCCUCACUGAGCGCCGGCUGCAGAAGAGCAGCUCCUUCAGCCACGGGGAUGCCGAGCCUGUCGUCCGGCACCGCCGCUCCGGCGCACCCCUGGAGAUCCCGGUGGCACACCUGGAGGCCCAGCGGCUCAAGGAGUCCCCCUCGCUCUCAGCUCUCUCUGAUGCCCGGCCCUCAGUGCCACUGGAUGCCCCUGGCCCACCAACACCUGCUGCAGUAGAGGUGGCCGUCCCCCAGGCCCCCACUGCCAAGGCUGCCUUGGGGAGGAGGCAGAUCCCUGAGGAGCGCAGCCAGCCCGGGACCAGUGCCACUGCCACCACCACAGGGAAGAAGCCUAUGGCUAGGGGUCAAGAGCAGAAGACACCCACCAAGGGUGCUGGAGCCAGCGGGGAGGGAGCUGCCAGGACAGGAACACCCUCUCCAUCACUGCCCGCGGCCCCAGGCACCCAAGGCCCCCAAACAUCUUCCUACGCCAAGGUCAUGCAAGCUAUGGGAGCCACACAAGGUAGGGAGCCAGCCACAGAGCAAGCCUCCCAGCCCCCUCUGGCCACCCCUACUGAACACUCCGUGCCAACACCAGCACCAGCACCAGAAUCAGGGAGGGAGGUGAAGCCUUCUGGCUCCUCCAGCUCCCUGCUCAUCCAGGACAUCGACUCGGAGGAGGUCUUUGAGGCCAAGUUCAAGCGGGGCCGGGAGUCAUCGCUCAGCAGGGGGCUGAAGCUCCUCACCCGCUCCCGGUCUGAGGACCGGCACCUGGCUGGCCCCCCAGAUGAUGGCAUCUACCGCCCCAUGCCAGCCGGCGUGCCCCUGGAGAUGCGCAGGGACCGGCCCUCUGGGCUGGUGGCCAAGUCCAAGUCGGUGCAGGACCUGCACGAGGUGGAGAAGGAUAGGGGCUUCAUCCGGAGGAUGUCUGUCCUCCUCAAGCGGACCCCACCUGCAGAGAGGAAGAAGAGCAGAGGGGAGGAUGGAGGCAGCGAGACCCCAUUCAGCAGGCGCCGCUUGUCCUGGAACCUGGCCUUGGGCAGCUCCAAGGAGCGGAGGGACUCAGAGAGUGUCAAGUCAGAGCCAGGGGGUGGUGGGGAGAGUGAGUCACCAGUGGUGGCCGUGCGGAGGAAGAUCAGUGCCACAGUGGAGCGGGUCUCCGCGCGGCUGCGCAGUGUGUCGGAUGAGCGGCAGGAGGGCGAGGGGCCCCCUGAGCUCCGCCGCACAAGCUCUGAGGGGGAAAGCCUGCGGCCGGGCCCUGCCCCAGCACCUGCACCCUCCUCUGAGUCCCUGCGCUCGGAAGGCAGCACCAGCUCUGCCAAAGGUGGGGGUGAGAGCCAGAAGCGGUCCCGCUGGGAGCGCUGGGGCCUCUCACGGAGCAAGGAGAAGGUGUCCUCACAGCCCAGCAUCCCCUCCAGCCUGCUGCGGGAGGAGGGACCUGCCGCCGGCCGGCUGCACGUGCCCAGCGACUCUGAUUUCCCACCCAUUUUCCACAUCAAGCUGAAGGACCAGGUGCUGCUGGAGGGUGAGGCGCUGACCCUCUGCUGCCUGCCAGCAGGCAGCCCUACCCCCAGGAUCCUCUGGAUGAAAGACAAGAGGUCCUUGCAGCCAGACAACAUGCUGAACGUCGUCUCCUGCAAGGAUGGCAGGCAGAUGCUCACCAUCGCCAAAGUCUCCAGGAAGGAUGCAGGGCUGUAUGAGUGUGCAGCUGCCAACACCCUGGGCACAGCCAUCAGUUCCUGCACCCUGGCUGUGGCACGGCUCCCUGGGCGGCCGGGCACCCCGGAGAUCCCCCAGAAAUACAAGAACACUGUGCUGGUGCUGUGGAAGCCUGCAGAGAGCAAAGCCCCCUGCACCUACACACUGGAGCGCAGGCUGGAUGGAGAGCACGAGUGGAAGAUCAUCAGCACUGGCAUCAUCGACUGCUACUUCAAUGUGACAGAGCUGCCCCCCGGGAGAACCGCCAGGUUCCGAGUGGCCUGUGUCAACAAGGCUGGGCAGGGGCCCUACAGCACCCUAUCAGCGAAGGUGCACCUUGAGGCAGAAGACGCCCAAGCUGCCCCAGCUAAGGACAUUGCUGUCCCCAUCCCCGAGAAGGUGGCUUCCAGCAGAUCGACCCAGACACCCAUGGGGCAGCUGGAGCUGCCAGCUGUGCGGCCCCCUCCCACCACACCGCCCCGCAAGCACAAGGGAGCGGUGCAGAAGGCAGAUGGGGCAGAGCAGGAGGGUGCCCCCCCAGUGGUCCUCCAGCCCCCUGCACCCCGUGAAGAGGGGCCACAGCCAGACCCUGAGCUCCCACCCAACAUCACUGUCUGUGUGCCCCCUGAGCUGAUGUUCACCCCCCCUCGGACUGUCACCUCACCCCACACAGAGACCCCCACCCAGGGCUCCCCCACACCCCCCACGGACACAUCCCCAACACCCAAGGCUCCAUCUCCUUCAAAGUUAUCUCCCACUUCCCCGGUGUCGACCACCCCCAGCUCAGCCCCCACCGUGUCUCCCACCCCCAAUGCUGUGCCCACACGGAAGAUGCCCCCCUACAUGGUCACCUCCUUUGUCUCCAUGCCCCCCACAUCACCCCCUACGCAGGAGACCACCCCCACCCCCCCAUCCUCCAAGGAGCCUCCAGCCUCCAAGGAGCCUCCAGCUGAGGGUGGGGUCCCAGGGGCAAAAGACAGCACUGUGUUGCGGCAGGGUGUCCCCCAGAAGCCAUACACGUUCUUGGACGAGAAGGCGAGGGGCCGUUUCGGUGUGAUCCGGCUGUGCAAGGAGAAUGCCACGGGCAAGCUCUUCAUGGCCAAGAUUGUGCCCUAUGAGGCAGAGCGGAAGCAGAGCGUGCUGCAGGAGUACGAGAUCCUUAAGGCACUGCACCACGAGCGCAUCAUGGCCCUGCACGAGGCAUACAUCACUCCCCGCUACCUUGUGCUCAUCUGUGAGAACUGUGCUGGCAAGGAGAUCCUCUACAGUAUCGUGGACAGGUUUCGCUACUCAGAGGAUGAUGUGGUGAGCUACGUGCUACAGCUGCUGCAGGGCCUCGAGUACCUGCACAGCCGCCGCAUCGUGCACCUCGACAUCAAGCCAGACAACAUCCUCAUCUCAGGCAUGAAUUCGCUCAAAAUCAUCGAUUUUGGCAGUGCCCAGACCUACAACCCCCUCGUGCUACGGCAGCUGGGGCGGCGUGUUGGCACCCUGGAGUACAUGUCGCCAGAGGUGGUGAAGGGAGAUCCAGUGGGCUCUGCAGCAGAUGUCUGGGGCGUUGGUGUCCUCACCUACAUCAUGCUCAGUGGGCGGUCACCGUUCUUUGAAUUGGACCCCAUUGAGACAGAGAACCGCAUCCUGGCGGGGCGCUUUGAUGCCUUCAAGCUGUACCCCAACGUCUCACAGAGUGCUGCCCUCUUCAUCCGCAAGGUCCUUGCUGUCCACCCCUGGAGCCGUCCCACGGUGAAGGACUGCUUUGUCAACACGUGGCUCCAGGAUGCCUACCUGAUGAAGCUGCGCCGCCAGACCCUGACCUUCACCACCAACCGUCUCAAGGAGUUCCUGGUGGAGCACCAGCGGCGCCGCAGUGAAGCUGUCACCAAGCACAAGGUCUUACUCCGCUCCUACCAGGGCGGCCAGCCACCGGGGCCACAGUAGCUAGAGCCUCGGCCACGGCCGUGAGGGGCCGAGGAGCCAGAGUAACAUUCCAGGGGCCAUGGGACAGGGCGGCUGAGGAGGAGCCAGGACGUGCUGGGAUGAGCCCAUGGACCUCACGCUGCCACCAAGGAUGGUGGUGGCCAGCAUAAUUUUGAUGGUGCCGAGUGAAAGGGGAAGUGCUGCCCCAGCCAGCCCGGCAGUGGGGUCUGGCAGAGGGCGGGCGGCGGGAAGCCUUGGUGUGAGGAACAGAGAAUGUUGCAGAGGGUUGGAAGAAGGAGAUGAGGACAGGAAGGGAAGGAAAGCCCCAGGCAGGAGCAGGAGAGACGCCAGCAUGCCAGCCAGCCCUGGCCACACGGGUCCUGCCAGCCGUGUGCCUUAAGCCGCAGUCUGCAGCUGCCCCUGGCCACGGUGUGGGGGUCCCUGUGCUCCCCCCGGUUUGCACGCCAGUGCCCAAGGACUGAGGCUGCUCCAGUGGUUCCUGCAGCGAGGGGCCUGCUCACACCUGCUGCCCUGGAUCUCACCAGCCGGCACAGCCCCACUCCUCAUGGCUGGGAGCUGGGGCUGCCAGACCCCGCCUUCCACUCCUCCCAGCCCCGGUCCUGGAAGCGGGUUUGUGGCCCCAGGACCGACGCCGGUGCCUUCCCUGGGGCUGUCGGUUGCACCCUGUAUUGGGGCAGGGUGUCUGGUUGGCACCCCUCUUUGCAGGGGGACACCACGUGCCAUGCACACCCCCUGCGCCUUCUCAGGCCCAGGCUGCUCGUGCUCUGCGUGCCUGGUUCUGGCCCUUGCCCUAUGCCCCACCACCAGCCCACCCCCCCAGGCCUCCUCACACAUCUCCACCACCAACCCUCACCCCAAACCCCGGUGCCAUUGCACAGCCCCGUGCCCCUUCCCCGGCUGGCAGCAGGAUGCUCUGGGGUGCCCUGGGCUGGGGACAGGGCAGCGGCUGGGCACCCACCUUCCAGAUGCUGCUGUAGCAAUAGGGCUUUAUUUAUUGACUUCCGGGAGAAGGCGCCUGCCCAACCCCAUCUCCAUCCCCCUCGCC